Messenger RNA from Malaya genurostris, 4548 nucleotides. Its product is annotated as diacylglycerol kinase epsilon-like. The record is from RefSeq and is a predicted model, not a curated record. The transcript is spliced from 4 exons. NCBI's taxonomy places the organism in Eukaryota, Metazoa, Arthropoda, Insecta, Diptera, Culicidae. Gene Ontology annotation, molecular function: ATP-dependent diacylglycerol kinase activity. Bases 879 to 2489 code for a protein of 536 amino acids.
UUUAUAUACAAAGUUAUUCUUUUUUCUUUUGAAUGCGCAAAAUAGUGAUUCAAACCCGUUUUCUUUUGAACGGUUUGGAGUCAAAAUUGAAUUAUUUUGAUAUCCCUAUGUUGGGCUUUUCGCUAAGCAUAAUUGAAACCACAAAACAUCGAUGAUUGACGUUGAUUCAUGUUUUCAAAACCGGAUCUAGAAACGGCAAUGGAAAACGACGUAUUAUUGCAUUCUUUAUUUCGAUAAGAAUUUUCCGAGAAUGAAAACGCACUGAACUGCAAGAAGUUUUUUUUUCACUCAAAUGUUUAAAAACUCAACGCUUACUCUAAUAUUUGAAUAAAUGCGAGAGAACUCAUGACAAUGAGUUUAUUUUACUCAAAUUCAUACUCAAAUUUUGACAUAUUGUUCCAGUUUAUGAAUUUGAGUAAUCGCAACUCAAACCUUGAGUUAUGUUCAAAGAGCGUGUACUGGGUCGUAGUGAAAUGUUUUCAAUAGUUUGGUUCAGUGUGAAGAACCACGUUCAUAAAUUUUUCGAUUUGCACCCCUGAUUUCUACAAACAAAGCAAACAAUAAUAUUAUGAAGUUUCUACGCAUCAGCUGUCUGUGGAUAUUGAUUGCUCAUUUAUCUUGUUUAUAAUUUGAUUGAGAAAAAGUUCGAAAUAUUCAACUAUGUUAUCAAAUAUUAAUAGUUUUGUGAAUUUAAACCAAAGAUUUUCUAAGCAUUUUGCAUUUACGAACAAAUCAUUCAAGUGUUUCGAAAUAACCAUUAACUAGAAAUUAAAAACGUAGUUUGUAAAAUAGAAAGCAAAACUCCCUAUGCACCGGAAUUAAUCAGCGUAUUUGUGUAGGCAAAACUUGCGAAGGACAGUGUCAAACGCGAAACGAAUAUGAUGGAAUAUACAUUUAAUUUGUUCCUAACAGUGUUUGCUAUACUGGGAGGAGUCUGGCUGGCUGGUCGUUUUGUUCUGAAAGAAGAUGUUGUUUACAUUCCGGAUGGAAAACGGCGGCAUGCAUGGAAGUCGGUGAAGUUGCUAAAUCGUUCCUGUUUUUGUUCGAUUUGCGAAAUAUUGAUGUCAUCGAAUGGUUUGUUUUGCGAAAACUGCGGCGUAUGUUCUGACAACGGUUGUGUUCGCAAGGCUGAUGUUGAGUUUCGCUGCAAGGAGCUUCGGAUUCGAACCCGAGCGGAUGAUGGACGAGAAAGUCGACACUUGUGGGUGAAAGGAAAUGUUCCGCUUGGAUCAGAGUGUUGUGUUUGUUCGGAGGAUAUAGAUCAAAUCAGUGAACCGGGUCUAUACGGGCAGCGCUGUGCCUGGUGUCAGCGUGCCUCGCACGAUAAAUGUUUCAGCGAGAUAUCCGGUACGUUAUGCGAUUUUGGAGAGUUCAAAAGCAUGAUUUUCCCACCAAAGUGUGUUUUGGCCUCACGUAGUAAAGGGGCUCUAAAGGUUCAUCUGACUGGUAUAGUCCCGCCAGAGUGGAAGGAUCAAUGGAAACCGUUGAUUGUGAUCGCAAAUUCGAAAUCUGGCAGCAGUGGAGCAUCGGAAAUAGUUGCUAAUUUGAGAGGAAUUCUGCACCCACUGCAGGUGUUGGAAUUAUCUCAUGGACCACAGGAAGCUCUGCAGUGGGCGAUUUUUGCUGCCCCAGCUACCUGUAGAAUUUUGGUAGCAGGUGGCGACGGUACCGUCGAUUGGGUACUCAACACAAUUCUGCAGAUGCGUGUUGAACCUCAACCGGAGGUGGCGAUUCUGCCGUUGGGAACCGGUAAUGAUCUUUCGCGUGUUCUUGGCUGGGGUGCGGAAGGCCCGGACGUGUUCAAUCCUGUUGACUAUUUGCGUAAGAUUCAGAAGGCGCAACCGAUCAAAUUGGAUCGUUGGUUGAUGGAAAUUGCCGUUCAUCACCAUGGCCGAUUUCACGUUCCCCGAUUCCAUUUUAGACGAAGUGUGUUCGUGUACAACUAUUUCAGCAUAGGAGUUGAUGCUUUGGUGACAUUGAAUUUCCAUAAGGCUCGCGAGAGUUCACUUUAUCUUUAUAGUAGCAGAUUUAUCAAUAAGGCUUUGUAUCUUUGCUUUGGAACCCAUCAGGUUGUUCAACAGGAUUGCGUCGAUUUGGAGAAAAAAGUUGAACUUUUCCUAGACGAUGUAAAAAUUGAUUUGCCGGAAUUGCAAUCCAUUGUCGUACUUAACAUUGACUCUUGGGGUGCUGGUGUCAAACUUUGGGAAAUGAGUCGUGACUCACCUCAUCACGGAGGAACUAUACGGGAAACACAUAGCAUUUCGGAUGGCAUUUUGGAAGUUUUCGGUGUUGUGUCGUCGUUUCACAUUGCCCAGCUUCAGGUUGGACUGAGUAAACCCGUACGAUUAGGUCAAGCCCGCAGUGUGAAACUUCGUACCUACAGCACACUACCAGUACAAGCAGACGGCGAACCAUGGAUGCAAUCGCCCUGUGAUAUUAACAUUAAUCAUUGCGGUCAGGCAACAAUGCUCCGCAAUACAUCCCAGUGAGUAUGUGUUACCAAACCGUUCAAAAGGAAACGGUUUUGAAUCACUACCCAAGAAACCAGAAGUUCCACAAUUACUUAAAAAGUCCACUUUCUUGCUGCUUAAAAGUACACGCGGGACUUUUGAGAACUUGAAAGUACAGAUCAAGUUCCGCGUGAACUUUCUAGCUGCUUAAGAAAACACGUGGCAAUUUUUGACAGUUCGAAGUACAGAACAAGUUCCGCGUGAGCUUUCUCGCUGCUUAAGAGUGCAGGUGGUACUUUUAGCAACUUGAAAGUACAGAACAAGUUCCGCGUGAACUUUUUCGCUGCAUAAAAGCUAAACAAUGUAUUCUAGAAGCAGCUUAGAAGUUUGUUCCGCUGCGUCACGCGAACUUUCAAGUGUGAAUAAUUACUUAAAAAAUGUGCUGCUUAGAAUGUUAUUGAUUAACUUUGAGAGCUGCUUAAGCCAAAUCUGUCCCUUUUAUCCGAACUUUUGGUUAGUUGGGUAUUUUGCGCAUUCAAAAGAAAGCAGAAUAACUUUGUAUAUGAAAAUUAACGAAGAUUUCUUCAUUUUUAGAGCAAGGAACUCAAAUUUUAAGGUGAACUUACUCAAAUUUUGAACAAAAUAUUUUUUUCUUAUUUUGAGUAAAAAAUACUCAAGUUUUGACAAUUUCGUCUCUUAACACAAAGAUGAGUAGAUAGGUGGUAACUCAAGUUUAGAGUACGUGCACUUUUUAUGAAUUUGAGUGAUGUGUCACUCAAUUUUGAGUAAUGUUCAAUGAGGGUGUAAUGAGACACAAUGUAAACGUCAACGUAUCCCACAUUAUCAGAUCCGAAUGGAUUCCGAAUCAAUUCCGAAUCGGCGAGAACUUUUCAUUCGGAAUUUCAUGUGGAAAUCAUAAUGGAUUUCGAAUCAAUUCCAACUCCAGUGCAACAACCGAUUCCGAAUGAACCGGUUCGCCUACAACCGGUUGAUUCGGAAAUCAUUCGGAAUUGAGUGAGAAGAUGCGGACUGAAUUGUCAAUUCGUCUUCUUCUUCUUCUUCUUCUUUCCUGAUUUUGCACGUUUUCGUGUUGAUUUUCAGUUUAUUUUUAAACGAAAACGUUAUAUAACUGAAUAUACAAAUUUAAAUCUUCAUGUUUUUCGGAUAUACAGAACUAGUAAAUAACCAGUUCUUCUUAGAAUCCCAACAUAAACUAUUGAAAUUCGCUGGAAAUUAACAAAACGGCCUACCUUAGUCAGCAUCAUCCAUUCCUCUAGCUGGAGUGUAGUGAAAUGGCUUAAGUCGCUUAAAUUUCACACUAACACAUUCAUAAAAUGAGCGAAUAUUCAAUGACAUUCAUAAUGUCACUGUCAAUCAGGUUGAUCGAGCAGCCAACUCAGGCGAAAAUUCUAGCACUGAACCGAUCGAGCACUAAGAAAUCAUGCAGACGAGUAAGAAUUUAUUGCUCAUUCCGUCAUUUCGAUAAUGUGGGAUUGCUCAAAAUACAAUCGUACACUCAGAAAAAUAGUAUGGUAACUGUUACUAUAUAGAGGGCCAACCUCACCAUGAGCGUAUAGUGGCUUUCAGCCGACUAUGAAAUCAGAUGAUUUCAAAAAUAGUCAAGUUCAUGUUUACUAUGAAUGGUAUCGGCUCUAGAAUAGUAAUAUUGAACAGUGUAUUGUAUGAAUAACUAAUACGAUUGAGAUAGUUAGGCUAACCAUGACCGAAGAUUUUUUUACAUUGUAGUUUUUGCUAUAACCAGAGUCAUGAUAUUUUUGACAUUUCACUUCUAGUUAUUUUGAAACUUAAAGUAGUGGUUGAUUCAACAAUGCUGAAGAUCAGCAAAACAUGAGCUAAUGUUGAAAAGUUUUAUGAAUUUAAAUUCUAAAACAAGAACAACAAAAUAAUUUCAUUAAACUCUAUUUUAUUUUCGCAUCAAAUCAAAUGAUAAUAUGCCUGGUGAAAUAUUGCUUAGCAUUGCUUGAUAGCAGCAGUUGAUCCAAGGCUCUGUCCGGUGGAGUUUUUCCUGAAGCAGGAAUUGGCAGCAUGAAAGAAAUUAUUAGCCAAGUCCAGAUGCAAACCUCGAUACCCACCUGCG